Molecule: messenger RNA, 1283 nt
Organism: Juglans microcarpa x Juglans regia
Lineage: Eukaryota; Viridiplantae; Streptophyta; Magnoliopsida; Fagales; Juglandaceae
Product: MATH domain and coiled-coil domain-containing protein At2g05420-like
Exons: 6
Coding region: 138-1061 (307 amino acids)
Molecular function (GO): protein binding
Source: RefSeq, a predicted model, not a curated record
AGUAUUUGAAAUAAGCUACUCCUAUCUUUUAAAGCCAAGAUGGUUGAAUAGAAAUCCCAGAUCUAUGCCUGCCUGCUCACUAUCUGUGGCCUCCUUCUCUAGCAGUUCAAAUAUCGUUUGAAGUUAUUUACUCUGCCAUGGACAGGAUUUUAAGGUCUAAGAGAGAUUAUGCGCCAGCUCACUAUAAAUUGAAGAUAUUGUCAUACAGCUUACUAUCCAAAGCACAUCAAGAGAAGUAUGAAUCUAGUUCCUUUGAAGCGGGGGAGUACAGAUGGAGAUUGUCCCUUUUUCCAAAUGGAAACAUGACCGACCAUGGAAAUGGUUAUAUCUCCCUCUACUUGGCAAUUGAUGGCCCUGAACAACUUCCUCGUGGUCAGGGGGUUGAUGUCAACUUUAAACUGUUUGUGUUGGAUCAGAAACACAACAAAUACUUAACUAUCCAAGAUUCUGAGGUAAGGCGCUUUGAUGAGAACAAGACAGAAUGGGGUUUUGGGCAGUUACUUUCCCUUGAAGAUUUCAAGGCUAGUUGUAAUGGAUACCUUGUCGAAGACACUUGUGUUUUUGGUGCAGAGGUUUUUGUUAAUAGCCCCAGUGGCAAGUGGGAAUGUCUUUCCAUGCUUAAGAAACCUGCUAAUGGCAUUUACACUUACAAGAUGGAAAACUUCGCAACUCUGAAUAAAAGUUACUAUCAUUCUAGGGCUUUCAAGGUCGGGGAGAGGAAUUGGAAGUUAAAGGUUUAUCCAAAAGGAAAUGACAGUCACAUGGGCAAGGCAUUUUCCGUAUUUCUCGAGCUAGUAGGUGAGGAAAGCUGGCCACCUAAGAAAACAGUUUAUGCAGAAUUCAAGCUGAGAGUAGUGGACCAACUCAUGCAGGGCAAGGACGUCGAGAAAAGAGCUCACCACACCUUUUCUACCGCAAGCCAUUAUUGGGGCUACGGGGCGUUCAUGUCCUUGGAGGAUCUCUAUAAAGCCUCCAAGGGCUUCAUAAAAAAUGGUACUUUAAUUGUGGAAGUUCAAAUCCUGGUCAUGUCCCAGACUGAGGUGUACUCUGAAUGUCCCUGAUCAAUGUUUUCUCGUAAACACAGUACUUGGCAUUAAGUUUGAAACUCAUGUAUGCAUGGCUAGAAUCCAUGCCAGUUGGAGAUACUGUAAUAUUUCCGAGAUGGGAGAACUAUUUGGAUGUGUUGCUUUUAUAAAAUUGAAUCAUGCUAAUGAUCUAAUAAUUAUGUGCUAGCUAGCAUGCAUGUGUAGAAAUUUAUAAAUUUGAUUUUUGAUUUUUGAAUA